Molecule: messenger RNA, 495 nt
Organism: Triticum turgidum subsp. durum (durum wheat)
Lineage: Eukaryota; Viridiplantae; Streptophyta; Magnoliopsida; Poales; Poaceae
Source: the annotation of a GenBank genome assembly
AUGUUCUAUGGGGCGAUGGUGUGGGAUCCGUGGCUGAUCGUGGCGCAGAUCGUCUGCCUGCAGUGCCUCUACUACCUCGGGCUCGGCCUCUUCAUGGCGCUCCUCGUCGGCACCCGCGUCCCGCGCCUCACGCUCCUCUACCUCUUUGACUUUGCCACUCUCACCCCGCGCACAACCACCGGCUGGUGCGCCAUCGCCUCCUUCCUCCUCGCCGCCAUCGCAGGUGCUGGAUUCAUGUUUUAUGUGAUUGAGAGAGCCAAGAAGUGCCUGGACUUCGCAGCCACCCUCUACAUCAUCCAUCUGUUUAUUUGCAUUAUUUAUGGUGGAUGGCCAGCUUCAGGUACAUGGUGGGUGGUUAAUAUUGUUGGUUUGGCAAUCAUGUCACUCCUCGGUGAAUACCUAUGCAUCAGGCGAGAGCUAAAAGAUAUUCCAGUAAGGCUUCGUGCAAGUAAGCAACUCUGUCCUAAUGAAUUUGUCUUAUUUAAUUUUCCUUAG